AUGAGCAAUAAGCUCCCCAAAAGUCCAAUCUCCGUCACCUUCCCAUCCAUACCGGAGGAGGAAUCUUCUAACACCACCCCACAAAGGCCAAAGCUCGAAAAGAGUGUCUCCCUCCAACUACCACAAGAUGAUAAAUUUGUGAUCCAAGAACAAUGGCCGCCACAUUUUGAAAAACACCGCACCUCCGGGAAUGAAAGGCGUCAAAGCAAAAUUCAACGGAUCCGGAAUGGAACGGCGAAGGCUAGCAAAACGUUGCGGCGCAGCAUUAGGCAAUUUUCCGUUUAUGCCGGCAAAACAGCAAAAGCCGCGAACGCCUACUUCCGCUGGAAUCUGCUCUUCACGUUUUUGAUUUUCUUCUUCAUCUCGUGCUGCAUUUGGAUUCCGGCCAUCCCAGGGAUAGCGGAUUUUUCGCUGGAGAUCGUGACAAUCAUUUGCAUAAUCUUGCAUCUUCUCUGGAUCGUGGCUGUCAUCAACAACAUCCGUUAUUGGUGGAAAAUUCGGUCAUUCUACAACAGCCAAAUCGAUUGGUCCAAGUACCCCAAUCCGGACAAUGUGCAAAUGAAACACUUGGUAGGAUUGUGCGUCUACAAAGAACCUAUGGAACUGCUUAUGGAUACCAUCGACAGUAUCACCUCGCAGCCGAACUGCAAAGAAAAGAUCUCUAUUUUGAUUGGCAUGGAAGGGGGCACCCCUGAUAAGGAAGAGAAAAAAGCUAUGUUGAAGAAGAAGUAUGAUCCACUUUGCGAGCGCUUCAUCGUAACCUUCCAUCCGAAAGGAUUGCCCGGAGAUAUUCCCGGGAAAUGUUCGAACUUCAACUAUGCAGCGCGGAUGGCCGUGAAAGAGUUGAGAGCCGAUAAGGGUUACCCACUCGGUGAAGAAGGCCACAAUGUCGAACUCCUUGUCACCACUGGAGAUUGCGAUUCCGUUUUUGGAGAUCGUUAUUUUGAAGCGCUGGAGGAAGACUACUGGAAGCUAACCGCUGAUCAACGCCUCAACACCGUCUGGCAGAGCCCGCUCUUCUACUGCAUCAACCUCGACAAGUCGCCAUUCUUCGUACGUGUCACCGGACUCUUAAGGGCUUUCUUCAUGAUGGGUUAUUUGAUCCCCUGGAACAUUAACACCAUGAGCAUCUUCUCGUUGACCCUGAAGCUUUUCGAGGAGGGAGAGUACACUCACCCUGGAUAUCAGAUGGACGACAUUAUUGCCUUGAUCCGCUGGUCGCUUGCCGUUAGGAGGAAAUGCGUAAUUCGGCCGAUCCCUGUUGCUACGCUGUCUGGCCCUACUGCAGGUAAAAACUACUUCGAUGAAUGGUACGAGUGGGCGCGUCAGAUUAGAAGGUGGACAAUUGGUGCUGCUGAGGUGUUCCACUACUUUGCCAUUAAAGCGUUGAGACUUCCAAUUUGGGUGUCUUUGACUUUUGCGAUGAAAUUUGUCUUUUACUACGGAUUCUUGCUUUGUAUCGCAUCAAUCUACACAACUAUCGCUCCAUUUGUGACACCCGCUAUGCUCUCACGUACCGGCCACGGCGUUUGGGGUCUAGUAAUCCCGAACCAAGAUGCCUUCACCUGGAUUAUGCUGGGAUUCCUGGGUCUACAAUACGUGUGGUUCUUCUGCGUCUUUGCCUCUUCUUAUGCUUGUCAGCCGUACUUCCCCCAGAAGAUCAAGGACGAGACCGGAAUCAUUCGAAAUCUGUUCCACUUCAUAAUGUCGCUACCAACAAUCAUCAUGUACUGUUUGGUGGAAUUGGUGGCCUUCCUUGAGGUAACCGUUCGAGGGAAGUCCGUCUGUAGCCAUAACGCUUCCAAGAAAGACGGCCUCGUGGCUCCCGCUCCCAGCAAGAACCCAGACCGGAUGGAGGUG
Messenger RNA from Mesorhabditis spiculigera, 1860 nucleotides. The record is from the annotation of a GenBank genome assembly. Lineage: Eukaryota; Metazoa; Nematoda; Chromadorea; Rhabditida; Rhabditidae.